Hordeum vulgare subsp. vulgare (domesticated barley) is the source of this 2338-nucleotide messenger RNA. Its product is annotated as pentatricopeptide repeat-containing protein At1g07590, mitochondrial. NCBI's taxonomy places the organism in Eukaryota, Viridiplantae, Streptophyta, Magnoliopsida, Poales, Poaceae. Bases 460 to 2001 code for a protein of 513 amino acids. Gene Ontology annotation, molecular function: protein binding. Gene Ontology annotation, cellular component: mitochondrion. The transcript has 2 exons. The record is from RefSeq and is a predicted model, not a curated record.
CAGUUUGCCCACAUUUCUACUCACAAGCAUCAAGCGGCGCGUCGAAAGUCUGCGCCCAUCGAGCCGCAGCCCCUCCCACCACGGCAGAGCCACGCCGAGCGCGAAGCACGGUUGGUUCAGAACUUCAGACAGAACCUGGAAGCGGCAGGCCUCGCCAUCUCCGCGGAGGAGCCGGCCACUGCGGAACCUCCAUCUGUGUUCUGAGGCUCUGAGCAGUGCGGACGCUGUCCCUGCUGGUCGCUGCAGUCGUGACUGUUGGGUGGCGGCGGCAGAGUGGGGCAAGGGGCGUCGUGCGCGCCAGGUGUUCGACGAGGUGACGCAACCAUGUCUGUGUUCUGAGGCUCUGAGCAGUGCGGACGCUGUCCCUGCUGGUCGCUGCAGUCGUGACUGUUGGGUGGCGGCGGCAGAGUGGGGCAAGGGGCGUCGUGCGCGCCAGGUGUUCGACGAGGUGACGCAACCAUGUUGACGCCGUUGCGCGUGUUGCUGCGGUGCCGUCGGCCGCCGAUCCGCGCCGCCGCCACGUUCUUUACCUGCUCAGGAAGCACACCCCUCGUGCGUCCUCCUGCGACUGUGGAGUCCGCUGAUGAGUCGGAGCAGGAGGGGUCGCUGGCGCAACGGGUGGAGCGGGCGGCGUCGGUGUGCGCGGCCAUUCGGGGGUGGAUGGCCGCCGGCCGCGCUGUGCAUCGCGGCCACAUCUUUCACGCCAUCAACCGCCUCCGACGCCGCCGCCUCCAUCGCACCGGACUCCAGGUCAUGGAGUGGGUGAUUAGAGAGAGACCCUACAAGCUGAGUGAGCUUGAUUACUCGUAUCUCCUAGAGUUCACGGCUAAAGUUCACGGCAUUUCUGAAGCCGAGAGCCUCUUCCUCCGUAUACCUCAAGAAUACCGGAAUGAGCUGCUCUACAAUAACCUUGUAAUGGCUUGUUUGGAGCUGGGCUUGAUUAAGCUUUCUUAUGGUUACAUGAGGAAGAUGAGGGAACUGUCCCUGACAAUUUCGCCGUAUGUUUUCAACCGCUUGAUUAUCCUCCAUUCUUCUGAGGGGCGUAGGAAGACUAUCUCCAAAAUCCUCGCUCAGAUGAAAGCCAGUAGAGUAACCCCCCACACGUCAACCUACAACAUCUUACUGAAAAUACAGGCCAAUGAGCACAGUAUUGAUGGAGUGGCGAGGGUGUUCAGUGAUAUGAAAAGAGCAAAGAUUGAGCCAAAUGAGAUCACUUAUGGCAUUCUAGCUAUUUCGCAUGCUGUAGCAAGGCUAUAUACUGUUUCCCAGACAUAUAUAGAAGCCAUCAAGAACUCUAUGACAGGUACUAACUGGUCUACACAGGAAAUUCUUCUUAUCUUGUAUGGGUACCUUGGAAAGGAGAACGAGCUAAAGAUGACAUGGAACCUCAUGCAAUGCCUUCCUCAUAUUCGAUCUAAAAGCUUUACACUAGCAAUUGAAGCAUUUGGAAAGGUUGGCUGUGUUGGCCAGGCAGAAGAGAUUUGGGGAGAGAUUAAAUCAACAAGAAAGCUAAGGCUUACAGAACAGUUCAAUUCCAUGUUAUCAGUUUACUGCAGGCAUGGCCUUGUGGAUAAAGCAGCGGCCGUGUUCAAAGAAAUGAGAGCAAGUGGUUGUCAACCAAAUGCUAUUACAUAUCGCCACUUGGCAUUGGGUUGCUUGAAAGCAGGUCUUGUGAAACAAGCUGUGAACACAAUGAAUAUGGGAAGAGAGGAAGUUGUCACUAGGAAGGUGAAAAGUUCAACACCAUGGUUGGAGACCACUCAUUUAUUGCUUGAAAAUUUUGCAGAGAUUGGUGACUUGGAAAAUGCAAAGAAAGUUUUUGCAGAACUGAAUGAAUCAAAGUACUGUAGAAAUUCCUUUGUGUAUAACACCAUUCUAAAAGCUUAUGUUAAGGCAAAAGUUUGUGAACCAGAUUUUGUGAAGACGAUGAUUUUGGGAGGUGCAAUGCCUGACGCCGAGACACAUAGCCUUCUGAGACUGAUUGAACAGUAUAAGACAUGACAUUGUUCAUACAGUAACCUGCUGCUAUGGCUUUGAAGGAUUAUGAUGAAAAGGAAAACAUCAGUGCUAAGCUGAGCCAUUUCUUCUGCAGACGGUGCAUUCAAUCGUCAUUUGACUGUGGAAGUGGUACAUGAACAUGGCCAUCCCAGCAUGUGCACUUGAUGAAGUGCACCUUUCUUUUGGUAUCCAAGGAGGUAGCCCAAAGCUUGUAUGGUCAAAAUAUCGAAACUGGUGUUUCCUUUGUGUAUGAGUUACAUAAAACAAUCAGCUAGGACAAGUGAGUCUUUGAUAGAAUGUGAAGUAUAAUUUAUUGCCAUUUUGAUUUUGUUUCUGUAAA